Messenger RNA from Fusarium venenatum, 1203 nucleotides. RefSeq lists its product as uncharacterized. NCBI's taxonomy places the organism in Eukaryota, Fungi, Ascomycota, Sordariomycetes, Hypocreales, Nectriaceae. Gene Ontology annotation, molecular function: FMN binding; oxidoreductase activity. The record is from RefSeq and is a predicted model, not a curated record.
AUGAGCAAGUUUGAAAGUGGCAAGCCAAUUACUUUGCCAUGUGGCUUAACACUCCAAAACCGCUUGGCGAAAGCUUCCAUGUCUGAGAACAUCUCAUCUGCCCAGUCACUUCCCGAUGAAAAGAUCAAUAACUUAUAUCGACAGUGGGCCAGAGGUGGAUGGGGCUUGAUAAUUACAGGCAACGUUCAAGUCGAUGACCGAUAUCUGGGAACUUCAACAGACCUAGCUCUCAACUCAUCUCUGAGCGAUGAAGCCAUCGCCAAAUCAUGGUCUGUUUGGGCUCAAGCAUGUAAAAGUCAAGGUACAACAGCGAUCAUGCAACUCAACCACCCAGGCCGUCAAUGUCCCAUAGGUGCUGGGAAACACAGCCUCUUGACCAAGAAUCUUGCCCCAAGUGCAAUAGGUUUGAAUAUGGGUGAAGGUAUCUUGGCUAAAUCAAUCUCGAAAAUUGCCUUUGGUGUGCCGCGCGAGAUGGAUGCGCAGGAAAUAAAUCUGAUCAUCGCAAAAUUUGCCCAGGCGGCUAGGUUAGCUACAAAGAGUGGCUUUGCGGGUGUCGAGAUUCAUGCUUCUCAUGGAUAUUUGUUAGAUCAGUUUCUGUCUAAACAGACGAACUUGAGAACGGAUGGGUAUGGAGGUGAUGCAGUUGGUAGGGCGAGAUUGUUGACCGAAGUCAUUGCUGCAGUUCGCAACGUCUUACCCGUUGGGACCUGUAUCGGUGUUUUGGUUAGCGUGGUUGAAGAAAAGGACGACGAGGAUCUUCAAGACCGCCUGAGGCAGCUGGAUGCUAUUAUGGAAGCCGGUGUUGAUUAUCUUCACAUCAGCGGUGGUACAUUUGAAAAACCAGCAAUGUUCCUCAGUUCAAAAUUGGGCAAAAACGAAGAUAAGUCGGGAAAGAUGCAGCCAUAUUUCCAACCAUUCUCUCGUCUAAUUAAAUCUCGCUUUUCAAAUAUGCCCAUCAUUGUCACAGGAGGCUUUCGCGACAGAGCAAGUGUCGAACAUGCUUUAGUGUCUGGAGACGCAGACGUUGUUGGUAUUGUCAGGCCAGCUGCUGUCAACCCGCAUCUUGCCCGAUCGACAAUUCUCAACAGAGAAGUUGAUGACAAAAGUGCUACUUUCCAUCAUCGCAAGGUUGAGGCGCCGUGGGCUAUGAGACAAGUUGGUGUCACAGCUUUGAACGUGCAUAUGGACAAUGUGAGUACCUGA